Leishmania mexicana MHOM/GT/2001/U1103 is the source of this 990-nucleotide messenger RNA. RefSeq lists its product as hypothetical. The record is from RefSeq and is a predicted model, not a curated record. The transcript has a single exon. NCBI's taxonomy places the organism in Eukaryota, Euglenozoa, Kinetoplastea, Trypanosomatida, Trypanosomatidae. Bases 1 to 990 code for a protein of 329 amino acids. Gene Ontology annotation, cellular component: histone acetyltransferase complex.
AUGAGUCGUCGCCAGAAUGGCGGGUCUAAGUCUGGCAACCCAGAGCAGCAGCUGCGUCAGGAGGCGGCCAUCUUUCUACCCCCUGACGUGGAGCACGAGUUGGCCCAAAUUCUGCAGCGGCGUGAGAGUAUAGAGAGGGCGCUGCAGCGUAUGGACGUGGAGGUGUACGACCUAGAGAGCGCAUUUCUAAAGCAUUGCGUGUCGCAAGGUGGCUCGCUCUUUGAUGGCUUCGGCCUGGAGCGUCGCGACAAUGCUCACCGCAACCCUGUGGCGGUGCUGACCCCACUCACGACCUCUUCGUCUUCGAUGGGAGAAGGAGGAAGUGGGAUUGCGCCACUCAGCUUUGAGGCCGCUCCAGGCUCCUCACCAAACUCUCCGCUGCUUUCCACCGUCGCCAGCGGCCAGCACGCGCGCACGUAUCGCGCCCUUUCCAGCUUUUUCGGUGUUGGCGGGGCUAGCGGAGGAAGCAACGGCAGCGCAGCCGCAGACCUGGCCGUUGCCUCACACUCUCCGACGUCACUGAAAGCACUUGGCAGCGCUGCAUCACCUUCCGCAGCCGCGGCCGUCUUUCAGGUCGGCAAGAAAGGGUCGACGGCACCCGCGUUUCACUACCGUAUUCACUUUUUCAGCCCCAGCGAGCGUGUGUUCUCAGCGUGCUCUGUCGGGGCGUUGAGUCGAGUGGAGAUUGCCAAGUCGACCCUCGCCGGAUCGAUGGGUGCGUCGACCUCUUCGACGUGGUCGACAACGGCUGCUGCAGCAGGGCGCGGCAAAGGCUUGGGAAAACGUGGCCGUGCUAGUAGCGGCGGGGACGAGCUCAGAAGCGGCCGGAGCGGUACCGCAUCGCUCUCGAGCGCAUUGGACAGGCAUUCGAAUGCGCCACCGUCGCGGCGACAUCAACGACACGCAAAGGAAGAAGGCAGCGUCGGUGAUGACGGCGUUGCAGAGAACGGCAGCGACGAUCGUCGCUGUCGACGUCGUCAGACCGAGUAG